GGGACUGAGCGCACAGUCGGGGGUAGGUGCGGUAGUGCGGCGUCUGAUGCGCGCAGAAAGACAACACGCACAGCGCCGGACGGAUACGCACCGGAGACACCGAAAUGCACACAAAAUGCUGCGUCCACGAGCUGUGACAAGCCGCUGGAUGUGAAGGAAAACCACGCAACAGCUGACGACAAAACCCCUAAGCUUUCCGGUCCAGAUCGCAGCAAACGCGCUCAGCCUGCUUGUGUGUGUGCAUAUGUGUGCGUGUGCGUCUUUUUUGCCGCAGAAAUCAUUCCACCGGAGCUCCCCGCCGAUGCUCUUCAGCUGUGCAUGAGUCCCUCCGUUUGGUGUGCAGAUUCAGGACAAAACCGGGCGGUGUUGACGACCGUGUGUGGUGGAUCCAGUUUGUGAGUGCACCUUAUCUCCGCGCAGCCCCCCCUUAGCGACUCCUUCAGGAUGGCGUUGACGAUUUGCACGAGAUUUACCGACGAAUAUCAGCUGUUCGAGGAGCUGGGGAAGGGAGCAUUCUCUGUGGUCAGGAGGUGCGUGAAGAUCUCCUCUGGACAGGAGUAUGCUGCCAAAAUCAUCAACACCAAGAAGCUUUCUGCCAGAGAUCAUCAAAAGCUGGAGAGAGAGGCGAGGAUUUGUCGUUUACUGAAGCACCCCAACAUCGUAAGACUUCAUGACAGCAUAUCAGAAGAGGGUUUCCACUAUCUGGUGUUUGAUCUGGUGACAGGAGGAGAGCUGUUUGAGGAUAUAGUAGCCAGGGAGUACUACAGUGAGGCUGAUGCCAGCCACUGCAUACAGCAGAUCCUGGAGAGUGUCCACCACUGCCAUGUUAAUGGGAUCGUUCACAGGGAUCUGAAGCCUGAGAACCUUCUAUUGGCCAGUAAGCUGAAGGGGGCGGCGGUCAAGUUGGCUGACUUUGGGCUGGCUAUCGAGGUACAGGGGGACCAGCAGGCAUGGUUUGGUUUUGCCGGCACUCCGGGCUACUUGUCUCCAGAAGUUCUGAGGAAAGACCCAUAUGGGAAACCAGUGGACAUGUGGGCCUGUGGUGUGAUUUUGUACAUCCUGCUGGUGGGCUAUCCUCCUUUCUGGGACGAGGAUCAACACCGUCUGUACCAACAAAUCAAGGCUGGGGCCUAUGAUUUUCCGUCCCCAGAGUGGGACACUGUAACUCCUGAGGCCAAAGAUCUGAUCAACAAGAUGUUAACCAUCAACCCCAGUAAACGCAUCACUGCCGCUGAGGCCCUCAAACACCCCUGGAUCUGCCAACGGUCCACUGUAGCUUCCAUGAUGCACAGGCAGGAGACUGUGGAGUGCCUGAAGAAAUUCAAUGCCAGGAGGAAACUCAAGGGAGCAAUAUUGACCACUUUGCUGGUCACGAGAAACUUCUCAGCAGCCAAGAGUUUGCUCAACAAGAAGGCAGACGGCGUUAAGGUCAACAACAAAGCCAACACAGUGACCAGUCCUAAAGACACUGGCCCUGCCCCUGCACUGGAACCACAGACAACUGUGAUUCACAACCCAGUGGAUGGAAACAAGGAGUCCGUUGAGAGUGCCAACACCACCAUCGAGGAUGAAGAUGUAAAAGCCUGCACCAAUAACAAUAAAGCCCGCAAACAGGAAAUUAUUAAAGUCACUGAGCAGUUGAUUGAGUCUAUCAACAAUGGAGACUUUGAGGCCUAUGCGAAGAUUUGCGAUCCCGGUCUGACUUCCUUUGAGCCUGAAGCUCUGGGCAACUUGGUGGAAGGACAUGACUUCCAUCGUUUUUACUUUGAGAAUGCGCUGUCCAAAGGGAAUAAGCCGGUGCACACCAUCCUCCUGAACCCACAUGUGCACCUUAUUGGGGAGAAUGCGGCGUGUAUUGCCUAUAUACGGCUGACCCAGUACAUGGAUGGCAGCGGCAUGCCUCGCACCAUGCAGUCUGAGGAGACCCGUGUGUGGCACCGCCGUGAUGGAAAGUGGCAGAACAUUCACUUCCAUCGCUCCGGCUCGCCCAGCAUCCCAUCCCAGUAAGAGGCAUUAAUGGAAUAUCAACCUGUGGUCAAAAAAACAGAAAGAAAAAAAAAAAAGAAAUCCCAUCAGCAAACCUAGUGGUGCAGUCAACUAGCCAACCCAUGACUGCCCUUCGACCCUUCUAUAAGGAUACGACAUCGCACAGGACACAAGUAUUAUUACAUUUUACUGUUAUGGCAUUUUAUUAAUGGACAUCAUUCGAAACCACCACCGGGUGGCUGCACACCAUAUUUGGACAUUAUGAAACAAGCAUAUGGAGAACAUUUUUUUUGUUUGUUUUUUAAGAUGUUUUGGUAUGCAUUUUAAAUAUAAAAUAGAGAUGUUUAAAAUCUACUACUGUAACCUCUCCCAAAAAUUAGUUCUGUAUUUUUAUGUGUAUUUAUGUGUGUGCAAUUCAAAAACAUUUGGAAGAUCAGAAUGUUAAAAUUGAGCUUGCUUUAGUUCUGGUGAUGUAUAUACAUUGUGAUUGUUGAUUAAAAAAAAGCAAACAUUGAAAUUGCUAUUCUUGCUAUCAGAGGACUUAAGAGUUUACGUAAAAAUCCAGUUUAUGAGCUACAAUUUAUGUUUGCUAUGAGCUAAGUCAUACUGUUUAAAUUGUCAGAUUUCAACCUAUAGUACUAAUUUAAAUGUAAAGAAAAAGCAGAGCAGCUUACACUUUGCAUUGAGAUAUGUUUGCCUUUAUAUCAGUGAAAUAAGAAAUAAGAGAAUGUAGCAUAUAUGUAAUAUAAGAAAAUCCAAGACUAUUGUGUAGUGCAUGGUGGGGGGAGGGGGGUGUUAUUGUGAGUAAGAUCAUAUGAAGCUAUAAUAUCUUAUGUUUAAUUUGUCGAUCACUGACUUGUUUGUUUGCAUUUGUUAAUGUUGUGCAUCAGUCCUGUCCCAAAUGUUUCUGCUGUCCUCCAGUAUCAUGGAACUGUUGUAAAAACACUGUUACAGUUGACAUCCAGCGCAAUUAUUGAAAUCUCAUAUCUAAGAGGAGGAAAAAUAAACUCCUAGUUUGCCGAAGCCCCCGUUACAUUUUGUAUAAAAAUGAGAAGAAAACGAGCUCAUUUUUCAUAAUGUUUGUACUCGUAUUGUAUGACUGUAUGUAGGGUUUCUGUUGUCAUUUUAUUCUUGUCAUACCGGUGUGUUACUUUGCCAGCUGUAUGGAGAAGGUGCAGAUGAUGAAGAUGAAGCAAAGGCACUAGAGUGUCUACAUUCAGUCAGAACAAGUGUUAACCUGAUGGUUGGACUAAGAAGUCUGGAAGCGUCGCAAAAGCAGGGGAUCGAAAAAAAUGUUGCUGUCAGAGAUAGAGUCAGAUGAGAGUUGGACUCAAAGAAACGUUGGGAUGUCUUCCUCGACGAUCAGUGCUUCUGCCGGCCAGUGGUCUCACCGCUGCGGGACAAUGACAGUGUCUUCAUCAUCAACACCGUUCGCUCUUUUCAAUUGGUCUGUCUCUUCUUUUUUAAGGGGGAAAAUAUGAUAAACAUUUCUUUUGACGAAACGUAUGAUGUCAAUGCAAUGCACCACUCCUUAUAUGGUGUCUACCUGUUGCCAGCAUGGCAAUGGAUGGCUUAACAUGUUUAAGAAAUAAAUAAAUCAGCUAAAAGGUGUGAUAUUGAA
Messenger RNA from Acanthochromis polyacanthus (spiny chromis), 3607 nucleotides. RefSeq names its product calcium/calmodulin-dependent protein kinase (CaM kinase) II delta 2 (gene camk2d2). The record is from RefSeq and is a predicted model, not a curated record. The transcript is spliced from 21 exons. Gene Ontology annotation, cellular component: cytoplasm; neuron projection. NCBI's taxonomy places the organism in Eukaryota, Metazoa, Chordata, Actinopteri, Pomacentridae. Gene Ontology annotation, biological process: protein phosphorylation. Bases 445 to 2007 code for a protein of 520 amino acids. Gene Ontology annotation, molecular function: calcium/calmodulin-dependent protein kinase activity; ATP binding; calmodulin binding.